GUAUUCAUUUGAUCGUCAAGUGUAAGAUUAAUUUAUUUAAAAAUCAUUCAAGAAUUAUAAAUAAAAUUUUAAAAUAACAUUUCUCCCACUUAUUUUAUAUUUUAUAUUCUCCUAAAAACCACCUUUUCAGGUGUUGACAAAUCACAAACAAAGUAUAUAAUUAUUAAGUCUUCCAACGUGUCACAAUCAGUGAAUUUAUCUUUAAUAAAAAUUCGUUAAUAGUUGACAUUUAAAUCAACAUUUAAAAAAACCACUUGUUUUAUUAAAUUUAUAUGAUAAAAAAUUUUAAAAGUUUAUAAAUUAUUUGCAAUGGAAGUUGAAUGUGUUGAAAAUAAUUUUAUAGAAGCAAAAAACAUUGAGAAAAAAGCAGAAUUUAUCAUUGAAAAUUCUCAACAACAAUUGUUAACAGACACAGAAGAAUUAUCUGAUCCUGAUGACGAUGAUUUUUUUAUCGAACGUAGAAGUGACGAUGCUAUAAUUGAUGAUAUUAAAAAAUGGAUAUUACGUCCAAUAAUAAUAUAUAAUAAAAAUGAUGAUAUUAAUCCAAUGAUACCAGAUGAAGAAUUUGAAUUAAUAUCUAAAAAUGGUGCUGAAAAAGCAGUUGAUUUAUUUUUAAAUAAUUCAAAAUUAAAUCCAUUAUAUGUACGUUCAUAUGUUUAUGAUUUAUCAUUAUUAAUAAAUAAACAAAAUCCAUAUAAUGCUAAUAAAAUCAUCUGGUUAUUCUUGUAA
Aphidius gifuensis is the source of this 729-nucleotide messenger RNA. RefSeq lists its product as uncharacterized. The transcript is spliced from 3 exons. The record is from RefSeq and is a predicted model, not a curated record. The coding region runs from base 310 to 729 and encodes 139 amino acids. NCBI's taxonomy places the organism in Eukaryota, Metazoa, Arthropoda, Insecta, Hymenoptera, Braconidae.